UCACCAUCUUCAAUAGCAAAUGAACUGUUGGAUAAAUACCUAUGCAUAAGUGUAAAAAAACAAUUCGAUUCAAGUUCAGUAUCAUCCAAAUGAGCCACCUCGAUUGUUUACCGGUUGCUGUGAUUUUAUUGAUAUGCAACUAUUUAGUGAAAUGCCACAAUGAUUGUCCGGUUCCGAUUACAAGACAGGAGUGGAAUGCCGCAGCUCCACUCAGCAAUAGGACCUUGAGAGAAAACCCCCCUCCUUUUGUGGUUGUGCACCAUUCCGCUACCAAAUCCUGUUUAACAGAGGAAGAAUGUAAAAGCCUUGUGAAAAGCAUUCAGCGAUUUCAUAUGGUGGACAACAGGUGGGACGACAUAGGAUACACUUUUCUGAUUGGAGGAGAUGGUAGAGUUUAUGAAGGAAGAGGAUGGAAUAGGCAUGGUGCUCACGUCGUCAAAUAUAACGCAAGAAGCUUAGGAAUAUGCCUUCUUGGGGAUUUUCAAGAUGUGGAGCCUCCUCAUGUUCAAGUCGAAGUUCUGAAAAAAUUCAUCGAAUGCGCCCAGAGAAACAACCGAAUAACCGAAAACUACCACUUGAUUGGACACCGACAAGGUAGUGUGACUCUAUGCCCAGGCGACAAGUUGUUUGACGUUAUUAAAACGUGGCCACAUUUCGAUGAGAACCCUAUGUGAUGAAUGUUUGUGAUAUUUCAAAUGACAGUAAUUUCGGAUUUUAUGUGUGACUUCUUUGACUCAAUUCAAAAUUUUCACAGAGAUCAGCAUUAGAUAAAUUUUAAUGGGGGCGAGAAAUUUCAGCCAAACGGUGUGUAGUUCCUAUUGUAAAUGUAUAUUAUAAGUUGUAUUUAUUUGUAAUGAUGAUCCUUGAAAAAUAUUCAUAAAGUAAAUGCCACUUACAAGAA
Leptinotarsa decemlineata (Colorado potato beetle) is the source of this 901-nucleotide messenger RNA. RefSeq names its product peptidoglycan-recognition protein 2. Lineage: Eukaryota; Metazoa; Arthropoda; Insecta; Coleoptera; Chrysomelidae. The record is from RefSeq and is a predicted model, not a curated record. Gene Ontology annotation, molecular function: N-acetylmuramoyl-L-alanine amidase activity; peptidoglycan binding; zinc ion binding. Gene Ontology annotation, biological process: innate immune response; peptidoglycan catabolic process.